CUCUACACACAUCGGGGCGGAACGAUGUAUGCGGGGCUUCUGUUGUAAGGGGGAAUCCUAUACAUGAAGCACUGCGUUCUUGUUUCCAUAGAAACUACUGUGUUUCUUCGUUUCUUCUUUGACUGGAAGACGGGACAUAAAUCAAGAUGGACAUCAAACUCGCCCCAGACCAACUAUUGUCUCAGGUCAACCAGUUCUGGAGUAUGUUGGAUGACAUGGCUGAAAACAGCCCGCAGAGCUACCAGAAGUUCAUACAGCGACAUCUGGAAGAAGGGAAAGAAUCCAUGGCUCCCCCUGAACAGCACUUGUGUCUUCAAACCAAAAUAUUGGAUCCAGAUGAACAGUUGUUAUUUAUUAACAUAUGUGAAUGGAAAAAGAUCCCAUCUCCUGAAUCUGAUAAACACCCUGUGCCUCUCAUGGCUGGGGAAUUGAAGGAUAUAUCUGAUGGAGCAGUUAUUAGCAUUGCCUACAGCCCAGAGGUCCUAAAGAAAGCCGACAAAGACCCCACAGAACAGGACCAGCUUAUCCGCCUAGCAAUGAAAUACAUAGAACAACAGCACAAAGUCACCCUCUGCCAUUCUUACUGCAUUGCUCCAUUUAAACUGAAGGGCACCGUACAACAAAUGAGGAGGAGCCUAGAAGGAAUUGGACAGAAGCAAAAGAAGACAAAGGGAAGAACAGAGGAUGUCCCUGACAGAUCUUUACUGGAUCAACUGAGAAACAUAGCAGUGAAAGAUGAAGAAAAAGAGGAACCUAAAACACCCAUAGUGAUAAUGGCAGAGACCAAGACCAAACCUAACGUAGGCCUUAUAGAAGUGAUGUCCAGUACAGAGCUGAACGAGGAUGACCUCGCACCUCCCCCACAGCAUGAACUAUCUGUAAUAAGGGACGAGGCUGGGAGCCCACAGAAACUGAUCCUGACAGCAUACUUACAAGGGGUGCACUCUGUCUCCAGAUGUGAUCUAAAUGUAUCUAAGGAUGAUUUGAUGCUUGAAGUCCCUGGAAAAUUCAAACUUCACCUGGAUUUGCCCGAGCUGGUCAAUGAAGACACAGUCACCGCAAAGUACAACAAAGCAAACAGCACACUGACUGUCACAAUGUCUGUACUAUAGCGCCACACUUUGGAAAAUCUAUGACCACGGCUUCAUGAAGUGAAGGAUUUUGGCUGUGUGGAGAGACAACUGGCAAACAACUAAAUGUCAGCAUGUAAGAGUUCACUAAAGGGAUGGCGAACCUAUUACCUGCAUACAGGUCCAAUACAAUAAUGUUAUGGGUUAAAGUAAUACUGCACAGUAUGCAAGUCUUCGCUUUAUAGACUUCGCUUUAAAGUUCAUGCAUAAUCCAAACCAAGAUGGUGUCAUUGGAGAAAGCACAAUGGAUGUUUUGCUGCUACUAAAUGUUCAGUAAAAGUAUUAAUGUACAGUGGUCCCUCAACAUACGAUGGUAAUCCGUUCCAAACGGACCAUCGUUUGUUGAAACCAUCGUAUGUUGAGGGAUCCGUGGAAUGUAAAGUAUAGGACAGUG
Molecule: messenger RNA, 1524 nt
Organism: Hyla sarda
Lineage: Eukaryota; Metazoa; Chordata; Amphibia; Anura; Hylidae
Gene: PIH1D2
Product: PIH1 domain containing 2
Exons: 6
Coding region: 147-1112 (321 amino acids)
Biological process (GO): rRNA processing; box C/D snoRNP assembly
Cellular component (GO): ribonucleoprotein complex; cytoplasm; R2TP complex
Source: RefSeq, a predicted model, not a curated record